This is a messenger RNA of Jatropha curcas, 4032 nucleotides long. The record is from RefSeq and is a predicted model, not a curated record. Lineage: Eukaryota; Viridiplantae; Streptophyta; Magnoliopsida; Malpighiales; Euphorbiaceae.
UCAAGCAAUUUCCUGGCAGUUGUUAAUUGCAUAGCUGAGCUUUCUUUUUUAAUUAGUUUAUUUCUUUUCUGUUCUUUCUGUCUUUUACAAGAGAACUCCACAAUAGAUGUAGUCCAUGUCUAGCUGCAUAUACCCAAAAGCAAUUGAAUAUGGCUUCUUCUUCUUCAGUCCGUUCUAUAAAAUAUGAUGUUUUCCUUAGUUUUCGAGGUGCAGACACUCGUCAUAGUUUUGUUAGCCAUCUCUACGGUUAUCUGCAUGAUCGACUAGGGAUUCCAACGUUCAUAGACAAUAGACUUGAAAGAGGAGAAGAAAUCGAGCCAGCAAUUCUGAAAGCAAUUGAAGAUUCACAUAUUUCUGUGAUUAUUUUCUCAAAGAAUUAUGCAUCUUCUCCUUGGUGCUUGGAUGAAGUUGUCAAGAUCUUUCAAUGCAAAGACGAAUUCGGUCAAAAGGUAAUUCCUGUUUUCUACCAUGUUGAUCCAACCGAUGUCUACAACCAAACAGGAAGUUUUGCAGAGGAUUUUGCUAAGCACGACCAAGAUUUCAAGGACAGAGUGCAGAAUUGGAGAGUAGUUUUGAGCAGAGCCGCCUAUAUCUCAGGGGAGGUUUUGACAGAGUCCAAGUCUGAGUAUCAACUUGUUCAAGACGCUGUCAAGGGCAUUUUAAACAUUUUAAGGGAUUUACACCCAAGUAAUGUGCAGAAUUUGAUUGGACUAGAAUCACAAAUUAAACGGGUUGAAUCAUUAUUAUCCGGUGAAGAUGAUGAUGUCCGUAUUGUUGGAAUAUGGGGAAUGGGUGGUAUAGGUAAAACAACUCUUGCUAGAGUUGUAUUUGAGAAAUUCUCUUCUCACUUCGAUAAUAAGUGCUUUCUUGAGAAUGUUAGAGAAAAAUCUUUGCAGGCAUGUGGUCUAGCUAAACUAGAAGAAGAACUUGUUGUUCAAAUAUUUGGUGAAAGAAAUAAAUAUCAAACUCCAAAAAUAUUUCUGAGUAAGCUUCAUUAUAAAAAAAUUCUUCUUGUUCUUGAUGAUGUAGACGAUUUUGACAAAAUAAAAUUUGCCCAGCAUAGUCAAUUUGGUCCUGGAAGUAGAAUCAUCAUCACAAGUAGAGAUAAAGAAGUUUUUGAAAAAAUAGCUGAUGAAAUAUAUGAAGUUGAGGCAUUGAGUGAGCAUGGAGCUCUUCAGCUUUUUAGUUUCUAUGCCUUCAAAGAAAACCAGCCAGAGACAAGUUUUGUGGAGCUAUCAGAAAGUGUGGUAAGGUAUGCUAAAGGCAUUCCAUUAGUUGUUAUAGUUCUGGGUUCGCAUCUAUACAACAAGAGCAAAGAAGAAUGGAAAAUUGCAUUGAAGAAAUUUGAAACCAGUCUUAAGAAGAAAGUAGAAAGUAUUCUUAAAAUAAGUUAUGAUGGACUUGAUUACAAACAGCAGCAAAUAUUUCUUCACAUUGCAUGUUUCUUUAAAGGGGAACCUCGAUCACGCAUAGAAGAGCUGCUAGAUGCUUGUGGUUUCUCUACUUUAAUUGACUUGACAAUUCUCAAGAAUAGGUCUUUAAUCAAUAUUUCUGGCAAUAAUAAGGUUAUGAUGCAUGAUUUGCUACAACAAAUGGGACAUGAAAUUGUUGGUCAAGAAUCUGCAGAGCCAGGCAAGCGGAGUCGAUUGUGUAAUCAUGACGAUGUCCAUCAUGUGUUGACGAAAAAAACAGGGACUGAAUCAGUAGAAGGCAUGUUUCUCGACCAAACAAAGAUAAAUACACUGAGCCUGGAUCCUGCAGUUUUCUCCAAUAUGAUUGGAAUGAAAUUUCUCAAAUUUCAUGAUUCUAGUGUUAAUGAAGAUGAAGCUAUGUAUAGAUGUUAUAAGAAAUGUCUUCCAAAUUAUUUUGAUUUCCCUCAAGGCCUUGAAUCUCUCCCCGGUGAGCUAAGGUUGCUCACAUGGCAAUAUUGUCCUUUGAAAGCUUUGCCAUCAAAUUUUGAUUUCGAGAAACUUGUUGAGAUAAACUUGUUUGGCAGUCGCAUUGAAAGACUUUGGAGCGGAGCGCAGGCUCUUCCAAGUUUAAAAGAGAUCUCUAUGAGUGAAUGUAGAUUCUUGGUUGAAAUGCCUGACUUCUCUGGUGCCCCAAAUCUUAAGGCUAUAAGUUGUCAAGGCUGUAUAAGGUUGCUUGACGUUUCUCCAUCUAUUCAAUGUCUCAACAAACUGUCUUUUCUGAAUUUGGGAGGUUGCAAAGGGAUUAUGUCUUUGCCAAGUACUAAGAAUCUGAGUUCACUUGAACAACUUCGCAUGGAUGGGUGCCAAAAAAUAAAUAAGUUUCCUGAAGUCCCAACCACUAUACAAGUUUUAUUAUUGGCUUGGACUGCAAUAGAAGAUAUACCAUCAUCAAUUGGGUCCCUCUCUCAACUUAGAAUUCUGGAUAUACAUGGUUGCAACAAACUCAAGAGUCUUUCAAAUGUUCUGUUUCAAUUGGAACUUGAAACAAUUGCUGUAUCUGGACCAUACGUCUAUGCAUCAGUCUUUGCAAAUGAACUUUGCCGCUUAUCGUCACUACGAGAACUACUUCUAAGAGAAUGUGAUUUUGAGAGCAUACCAUCAACCAUCAAACAACUUUCAUCGCUUCGAAAGCUCUGCUUGUGCUUGUGCAAUAGGCUUCAAUCUUUGCCAGAGCUUCCACCAGGCUUAAGGGAUUUGGAUGCAUCACAUUGCAUAUCUCUGCAAGCAGUUUCAUCAUCGAUGGAACUUAUAGAAGAAGGUUGGGGACACUUCUGUUUUGUUGAUUGCGCAAAUUUGGAUUGGGAAGAAUUUCGGAGUCAUGUACCACAGAGAAUAUUACAUCUAGCACACAAAACAUUAGAAAGUCACAGGGGUUUGGAAAACAGUGAUGAAAAGCAGUAUAGGAUUAUUUUUCCAGGAUAUAGCAUUCCAAAUUGGAUUCAACAUCAAGACACUGGGUUUUCAAUUACUCUUCCACUGCCUCCAAAUUGGUAUGAAAACUUCUUAGGUUUCGCUUUAUCUGCUGUUCUUUGCAUUGGUAAUGGGACACACGACCAUGUUGAGAAGAAAUAUUUGAGAUUGGAAUGCCAAUUCAAAUCCAACUAUGGGGAAAGCUACCCUAAAAAUGCAAGGUUCUCCUUCUAUGAAUGUGCCACAGAUUCCUCGUUGGAGCAAGUGCUCAUGUUCUAUAAUAGCGAUUUUUGUCUUGAAGCAACAGACAAAGGAGAAAGGAUGGUUGACUAUAAUGAGGUAUCCUUUGGAUUUUUCAUGGAAAAUGCUGACAAUAAUCCAAUUGCCUCCACAGUUCAGAAGUGUGGGGUUCGACUACUAUAUGAAGGCAAUGAUAUCUAUGUGCAUAAUCAAAAUGAGGCAUUUAACUUUCAACAGAAUAGAACGUAUAGCUCAGAUAAGCAUAAGGUUGAAUCCAAUGUUGUGGGGAGGAGGAAGAGGAAGUACAAGAAGUUUUUGUCUCCAACCAUGAUGAGGCUGAAACCAAUCAAGUAUUUUUCUCUUUGGAGGAGGAAGAGGAUGAGGGAAAACCAAGGGGAACAUUUGGCCCUCAAGAAGAGGAAGAGAGGAUCCAAAAGGGACAAUAUUUUGCUCUCACAUGGACAACAAGUAACCUCUCUAGAAUAAAUUGACUGAAGUGGAGAAUUUCAGUCGUUCCGACGCUGUUACGCUUUUGUGGAUGUGGGAUGAUCAAGCAACUUUGGACAUUUACACACAAGUUUCAGACUAAGGAUUAUAAAAGGAGAAGUUGGUCUAUAAAUUUGAAACAUGUUUGGGAUUUCAUUCUUUCUUUCUCGUUUCUCGGUUUUUUAUUUUUUAUUAUUUAUUUAGCCUGGGAUAGGGUUUGAACUCAUAUUCACUUAAACAAGAGGAGAAGGGAGGGAGAAAGAGGGUGAAUGAAGCUAAGUCUGCAAAUGAUUUAUAUACAAGAACAUAUAGAAAUUACAUAUUCAGUGUAAAACAUAGAUGUAGAUGUAGAUAAAGAAGCUAAGUCUGCAAAUAAUUUAUUGAAAUGGUCAAGAAACCGGCCAAGAUAUUGCAAAGGUUACAA